Galeopterus variegatus (Sunda flying lemur) is the source of this 2427-nucleotide messenger RNA. It is a transcript of the gene TMEM132E, whose product is annotated as transmembrane protein 132E. The transcript is spliced from 11 exons. The record is from RefSeq and is a predicted model, not a curated record. Bases 1 to 2427 code for a protein of 808 amino acids. Lineage: Eukaryota; Metazoa; Chordata; Mammalia; Dermoptera; Cynocephalidae.
AUGUUUCUCCAAUCCCUUCCUUCACACUCUUCUGUCCGCUCCCACCCGGCCAGCCCCAGCCCACCAGGGCCACAGGCCAGCCCGGUGUUGCCAGUCAGCUACCGCCUGUCACACACGCGGCUGGCUUUCUUCCUGCGGGAGUCGCGGCCUCCGGUGCCUGCAAUCACCAACAGCUCCCUGCAGCGCUCCGAGCCCUUUGUGGUGUUCCAGACCAAGGAGCUGCCCAUCCUCAAUGUCUCCCUGGGGCCAUUCAGCACCAGCCAGGUGGUGGCACGGGAGCUCCUGCAGCCGUCCAGCACCCUGGACAUCCCCGAGCGCCUGACGGUCAAUUGGAAGGUGCGGGCCUUCAUCGUCCGUGCCCGUGUGCCCGCCUCGCAGCCCGUGGCCCAAGUGCUGUUCUACGUGGCGGGUCGGGACUGGGAUGACUUCGGUGUCACCGAGCGGCUGCCCUGUGUCCGCCUGCACGCCUUCCGGGACGCCCGGGAACACCCCCUGCUGCGCAUUGGGAGCAUCAGCCUGUUCCGGCCGCCCCCCAAGAGGACCCUGCAGGAGCACAGGCUGGACAGCAACCUGAUGAUCCGCCUGCCUGACCGACCCCUCAAGCCUGGGGAGGUGCUCAGCAUCUUCCUCUACCUGGCCCCCAACUCCUCCUCGCCCUCCAGCCCCAGCGUGGAGCAUUUCACACUCAGGGUGAAGGCCAAGAAGGGUGUGACCCUUCUAGGCACCAAGUCACGGAGUGGCCAGUGGCACGUGACCUCGGAGCUGUUGACAGGAGCAAAGCAUUCAACAGCCACCGUGGAUGUGGCCUGGGCUCAGGGAACACCCCUGCCCCCCUGGGAGGGCCAGGGACCCUUGGAGAUCCUGCAGCUGGACUUUGAGAUGGAGAACUUCACUAGCCAGUCAGUCAAGCGGAGGAUCAUGUGGCACAUUGACUACCGUGGCCACGGUGCCCUGCCUGACCUGGAGCGGGCAGUCACUGAGCUGACGGUCAUCCAGCGGGAUGUGCAAGCCAUUCUGCCCCUGGCCAUGGACACAGAGAUCAUCAACACAGCCAUCCUAACUGGACGGACAGUGGCCAUCCCUGUCAAGGUCAUUGCCAUCGAGGUGACAGGUCUCGUCCUAGAUGUCUCCGCCCUAGUGGAAUGCGAGUCUGACAAUGAGGACAUCAUCAAGGUAUCCAGCAGCUGUGACUACGUGUUUGUGAGUGGAAAGGAGUCUCGAGGGUCCAUGAACGCCAGGGUCACCUUCCGCUAUGAUGUCCUCAAUGCCCCCCUGGAAAUGACAGUCUGGGUCCCCAAGCUGCCUCUGCACAUUGAGCUCUCGGAUGCCCACCUCAGCCAAGUGAAGGGCUGGAGGGUACCUAUCCUCCCUGACCGGAGGUCAGCCCGAGACAGCGAGGACGAGGAUGAUGAGGAGGAGGAGCGGCGGCAGAGCGUGAGCCGUGGCUGCACCCUGCAAUACCAGCACGCCACCCUGCAGGUCUUCACCCAGUUUCACACAACAUCAUCUGAGGGCACUGAUCAGGUCGUCACCAUGCUGGGCCCAGACUGGCUGGUGGAGGUCACUGACCUGGUCAGUGACUUCAUGCGAGUGGGUGACCCCCGAGUGGCACACAUGGUGGACAGCAGCACGCUAGCAGGCCUGGAGCCAGGCACCACCCCCUUUAAGGUGGUGUCCCCGCUAACAGAGGCCGUGCUUGGGGAGACACUGCUGACGGUGACAGAAGAGAAAGUCAGCAUCACGCAGCUGCAGGCCCAGGUGGUGGCCAGCCUGGCCCUCUCCCUGCGGCCCAGCCCCGGGAGUAGCCAUACCAUCCUGGCCACCACGGCUGCCCAGCAGACCCUCAGCUUCCUCAAGCAGGAAGCCCUCCUGAGCCUCUGGCUCUCCUAUAGUGACGGUACCACGGCCCCACUCUCCCUCUACAGCCCCCGGGACUAUGGGCUGCUGGUCAGCAGCCUGGACCAGCGUGUGGCCACCGUGACCCAGGACCGGGCCUUCCCACUGGUGGUGGCCGAGGCCGAGGGGGCAGGGGAGCUGCUCCGUGCGGAGCUCACCAUCGCUGAAAGCUGCCAGAAAACCAAGCGCAAGAGUGUGCUGGCCACGACCCCCGUGGGCCUGCGGGUGCACUUUGGGCGGGAGGAGGAGGACCCCACCUACGACUAUCCGGGUCCCAGCCAGGGCUCGGCCCGGGAGCAGGCCGAGGACCCCGCCAGCUCGCCCACCUCCAAGCGCAAGCGGGUCAAGUUCACCACCUUCACCACGCUGCCCUCGGAGGAGCUGGCCUAUGACUCCGUGCCCGCCGGCGAAGAAGAGGACGAGGACGAAGAGGACCUGGGUUGGGGCUGCCCGGACGUGGCGGGCACCACGCGGCCCGCGCCACCCCCAGACCUGCACGAUUACAUGCGCAGAAUCAAAGAGGCUGCAUAG